Molecule: messenger RNA, 2261 nt
Organism: Pelmatolapia mariae (spotted tilapia)
Lineage: Eukaryota; Metazoa; Chordata; Actinopteri; Cichliformes; Cichlidae
Gene: dpp4
Product: dipeptidyl-peptidase 4
Exons: 26
Coding region: 1-2250 (749 amino acids)
Biological process (GO): proteolysis
Cellular component (GO): plasma membrane
Molecular function (GO): serine-type endopeptidase activity
Source: RefSeq, a predicted model, not a curated record
AUGUCCACAUAUGUGGACGCCAGGUCCUGGGAGGUUUCCAUUGCCAAGGUGCUCCUCGGAAUUUUUGGGGCAGCUGUGGUCGUCGUUUUGAUAGCGGUCCCCACGGCUAUAUUUCUUAAUGAAAAGAACGACGAGGCGAGCAUUAGAUCUUUCACCCUUGAGGACGUCUUCAACAGCUCACUGAAACCCAAAUCCUACAACAUCAGGUGGAUUUCUGAUCAUGAAUAUCUGCAUACGUCAGUAGGCUCAGUGUUCCUCUAUGACGUCGCAACAGACAAGAUAUCAGACUUCUUGAGCAAAGACAGAUUUAUGGACAAAAAUGCCUAUGAUUACCAGCUGUCAGCUGACCGCCGAUACGUUGCAUUCAUGAGCAACUACUCCAAGCUGUGGAGACAUUCAUUUACAGCUUCAUAUUCACUUUAUGACCGGGAGUCAGACACAUUUAUCACACCCUCUGACAUUCCUGAUAAAGUCCAGUACUUUGCCUGGGCCCCUGAAGGGAACAAACUGGCCUUUGUUUGGAACAAUAAUGUGUAUAUAAAGACCAGCCCCAACUCUACAUCACAACAAGUCACAUUCAAUGGCGAGGAAAAUAAGAUUUUAAAUGGAAUCCCAGACUGGGUGUAUGAGGAGGAAAUGUUCUCAUCCAACCAAGGUCUCUGGUGGUCACCUGGAGGAAAGAACUUGGCUUACGCUGAGUUUAAUGACACUGCGGUCCACACUAUUGAAUACUCGUGGUAUGGUGAAAACCAGUACCCCAGCACUGUUUCUAUUCCAUAUCCAAAGCCAGGAACUCCCAAUCCCACAGUGAAGCUAUUUGUUGUGGACACUGACAAUGCAACAAAAAUCUCUGAAGUUGUUGUUCCAGACUCAUUUGGCUCAGUUGAGCACUACUUGUCUACUGUAACCUGGGUGAGUGAUGAGCGUCUAGCUGUCCAGUGGCUAAAGAGAGUACAAAACCAUCUCAUCCUUCAGAUCUACAGCUUUAAUGGAUUCAGAUGGAAUACUUAUGAGCAUCUGGAGGUGGCGAGCACUGGCUGGAUUGGACGGUUCUCUCCAUCAGAACCAGUUUUUGCCGCAGAUAAGAACAGCUAUUACCUGCUCAUGAGUGACACCCAGCAAUACAAGCACAUCCAUCAUGUGGUUGGGGGCAAGGCUACAGCCAUCACUUCUGGAGAAUGGGAAGUUAUUGACAUUCUGAAAGUCACAACAGAUAGUGUAUAUUUUUCAAGUAAUGAAGAGGGUGGCAAGCCAGGAGGAAGAAACGUUUACAAGUGGACACAACAAGAAACCAAGUGUCUGACGUGUAAUCUACGUGAAAACUGUCAGUAUAACUCCGCUUACUUCAGCCACAAUGCCUCCUAUUACCGCAUGAGCUGCAGUGGUCCUGGCACUCCUUUCUAUUCUCUCAUGGAUAACAUAAACAACAGAGAGCAAAAAGUUUUGGAAGACAACAAGGAAUUUGUGAGCAUGAUUUCUGGUAUUCAAAUGCCAACCAUGCGUCAAGGCACCAUCAAAUUGGGCGAAUACAAUCUCUGGUACCAGAUGAUUUUGCCUCCAGGCUUUGAUGAGUCCAAGAAAUACCCUUUACUGAUCGAUGUGUACGCAGGUCCAUGCAGUCAGAAAGUAAACUACGUCUACAGGGUAAACUGGUCCACCUACCUGGCAAGCACUGAGAAAAUCAUUGUUGCUAGCUUUGACGGAAGAGGGAGCGGUUACCAGGGCGACAAGUUAAUGUAUGAAAUUUACAAAAGCCUGGGAACCAAAGAGGUGGAAGAUCAGAUAACAGCAGCCAGGGAAUUCAUCAAAAUGGGAUUCAUUGACAAAGACAGAGUUGCUAUUUGGGGAUGGUCCUACGGAGGAUAUGUCACAUCCAUGGUCUUGGGAUCUGGCAGUGGAGUUUUCAAGUGUGGAAUGGCAGUUGCUCCAGUCUCCAAAUGGCGCUAUUAUGAUUCCAUCUACACAGAGCGUUACAUGAUAUUGCCUUCACAGAAUUCUGAAGGUUACGAUAACACAACAGUAACUGCCAGGGCCAGGAACUUCCAUUCAGUGCAGUAUCUUCUUGUUCAUGGAACAGCCGAUGACAAUGUCCAUUUCCAGCAGGCAGCAGAGAUCUCAGAAGCUCUGGUUGAGGAGCAGGUGGACUUUGAGGCCAUGUGGUACACAGACAAGGAUCAUGGGCUCGCUGGCGCUGCCAAUCAACAUGUCUAUACCCACAUGACUCACUUUCUACUCAGGUGCUUUGCAUAAAACCAAAAUCU